CUAGGAUACACAAAAAAGGAAUAUUGUGUAGCAUUUAUAUACUGCAGAUUUAUUGGGGUUCAAUUGUUCUGUUUUUGUAAUAGCUCGAUUGAUUGGAGUGGCACUUCAAGUGACACAUAAAAUUAAAUCAGUGGAAAACACAUUUCAUUAUAACUGAAGAUAUAUGUAAACGUAUAGAAAAUAUAAUUUAUAAUAUAUACUUUGUGCACAUCUAACUCUUCUAUUUACAUUAAAUCCCCCUCCAGUUUGUUUUGUACGCAUAGUCAUUCCAAUAUCCACAUUCAGGGCUUAUAACAGACAAUGAGAUGUUCACUAUUGUUUCUUAUUCAAUGUCUCACUUUCUCCCUCGUGCAUCUGUAGAUCUGCAUUGAUCUGCGUUGUCCUACCUCCCUCCAUCCUGUUCAGGGGUUAUGGCUCCUGGUAGUUUAAUCCCAUCACGGGGGAUUGGUGACAUCAGGGCCAAUCCUGUGCUGACCAGCGAGGAUCAGCCUGGAUGAAGAGCAGUGGGACAGAGGGGAUCAGUCAGAGCGAAGAAGAUACCAGAGACGAGGAAGGAAUACAGUCGAUGCGCUCCUAGGAGCCAACACUUUUUUCUGAUUGUUGGGGACCCCGCCAUUCAACCGGUGAGAAACUGUCUUUGCUGAAUUUAUCCUUAUGCUGUUGUUAGGCUGUUUUGGCACCAUUAAAACUUAAUGACGUAGAAACAAAAACCGACUUUUGAGUGUUUGCUUCUUUCCUUUUACAGCAAGGAUGGCUCGGGAUAUGUCAGAUAAAGAAAUCCUGAAAAUGGAGUUGGAGCAGUUAAAGAAGGAAGUUAGCACACCUAGGACACCUGUGAGUAAACUGCUUUUCUUGCUUUCAGUUUUGAACAAUAUUAUUUUGACAUGAUGUGGAAAAACACUUAAAAAUAAAGUUGUAGGAUGAACUUUGCUUAUUUGUUUGUCCUCUCUCUGUCCGACUUUAGGUGGGUGCAAACUGCGCAGAAACCAUUGCUUUUGUGGAGGGACUGCUGCCAAAUGAUCCCCUGAUCAAGGGCGUCCCAGAUGACAAGAACCCUUACAAGGGAGACAAGGGCGGCUGCAUAAUAACAUAGCAGAUAGACAUCCAGGGAAAAGUCAGGCUGUUUUUUAUGGGAGACGGUUACACUGCUGUAAUGUUUCUGUAGAAGUGUUGUGGAGAAAAUGUGCAGGAGUAGUAAAGAACAAGAGCCGUAAAGGUGUGAGAGACCCUUUUCCACCACUGGAUUACUGUAUGU
Messenger RNA from Xyrichtys novacula (pearly razorfish), 1255 nucleotides. Lineage: Eukaryota; Metazoa; Chordata; Actinopteri; Labriformes; Labridae. The record is from the annotation of a GenBank genome assembly.